AGUUAUUGGUUAAAUUUUACUCUUGAGAGAUGAUACUUUCAGCCUAUUCAUUUUUGAUAAUGGUAAAUUGGUUUUCCCUUUUUCAUUUUUUUGGUAGGUGAUGUUGAAGUGAUAUAUAAAGUUUAUUGACUGUAGGGAUCUGUCCCAUCAUCUGCCAUAUAAAGAGACCUUUGUUUCAGGUCCAGGUAUUUGCUGACCUUGACCAGGGCACCAUGAAAGUUGGGGUUUCUGGGGAAUAAAUGUGAAACAACAAACAGAAUCCAGAACCCCCAGCUUCCAGAUUCUUGUUAGACCCAGUUGUUCUCAUCGUUCUUGUCUGGAUCGCAGGUGCUGAUUUUCUGGGCCAAAAUCUCUGCCACAAGCAAAGGGAAGACAACAUCAGCAUAGCCCUUAACAGCUUCCAUCCCGUUCUGAUCUUACCCCAGGACACAGCGAGGUCCAGACUCAGGCCCCACUCUGUGCUGUCCAGUUCCUGGCUCAUGUUGCUGUACGCAGCAUAAUCAGCUUGGUUCUCAUGAGCUCAGCAUGGGCACCAUGGGGUGUCAGCAGGCCUUCCCAAGGACAAUCUGAUCCACCACAAAAUGACUUUACAGAGCUAGAAUAAAUGACAAAGUUCUUCUGGAAACUCAGAUCUCUUCUGGAAGAUCAAUAGAUCAAGAAUUUCAAGGGAAUUCAUGAAAAAUAAAAUGCAAAGGAAACUGGCCUAGCUGUGCCAGACCUAAAACUAGUAUAAAGCAGUGGUUAUCAAUUUGUGACUGGCUCAGAAAUAAAGUCAUCGAUCAGUGGAGAAGUAGAUUAGGUUUUCUAGAUUUGGUAAAUUAUAUAAUUGGGAAAAGACACCAAUAUGUAAAAAUUUUUGUAAUGGCAAGGACCUGGAAAAUGACUUGCUGAAUAAAUUGUGGUAUAUUAAUGUAAUGGAAUAUUAUUCAGUGCAUUAUAUUGAACAGACUGAUUUCAGAAAAGCCUGGAAAGACUUGUAUGAUGUUAUGUUAAGUGAGGUGAGUAUUACCAAGAGAAAAUUGUACACAGCAACAAGACAUGAUAAAUUGGGAUAGAUUUGGCUCUUUCAUCAGGGAGGUGAUUUAAGGCAGUUCCAGUGGACAUGUGAUAGAGGGAGCCAUCUGCAUCCAGUGAAAGGACUAUGGAAACUGGAGGUGAAUUAAAACAUAGUAUUUUCACCUUUUUUUGGUUAUUUGCUUCUUUUUUUUUUUUUCUCCUCUUUUUUUCCCCUGUUUGCUCUGGUUUUUCUUCCAUAGGAUGACAAAAGUGGAAAUAUAUUUGGAAGAAUUGUACAUGUUUAACCUAUAUUGGAUUACUUGCUGUCCAUGGCAGGAGGAAGGUGCAUAGGGAGGGAAAAAAAUUUGGAAAACAAGGUUUUGCAGAGGUAAAUGAUGAAAUUACAUAUAUUUUGAAAAACCAGAAUAUUAUAUUAAAAAGUAAAAAAGGAAAUAACAUUUUAAAAAAGCAAACUAUUUCAUUUUUUGGUUACAUUUCGGGUUCUAAGUAUCUCCUUCCCUUCCUCCCCACCCUCCAUUAGUAGAAUUUCUUUUAUCUGUCAAGAUACGGUACUUUGAUGUUUCAGAAAUUAUUGACAUUCCAAGAUGUUGCUGUGGAAUUCACCCAGGAGGAAUGGAGCUAUUUGGAUCCUGGUCAGAAGGACAUGUACAGGGAUGUGAUGCUGGAGAACUACCAGAACUUUGUCUCUCUUGGGUUUCCAGUAACUAAAUCAACUGUGAUUUCUCAUCUGGAGAGAUAUGAAGCCUCCUGGCUAUCAAGGGAAGCAGACCCCAGAUGCAUUUCUGAGGAUUCCCCUGUUGAAAAAAGAGAAUGUGAAUCCAAGGACCCAACUACAAAACAGUAUAUUACUAUCAGAGAGACAUCCAGAGAGGGACUCAUAAAGGAUGAUUUCUAUAAAUCUAAAUUGGGAGAAGCUUGUAAUUAUGACACUGGAUUAAAAAGGCAGAUAAACAACCUGGAAAGACAGUCCAUGAACCUAGUAAUUAAGUAUAGCAAAAAGUCACGUAGCAGAAUUUCCGUGGUGAAGAAUUUUUGUAAGUUUAAUAAGUACAAGAAGCUUUUUCAUUACUACUCAAAACUGAAUCAUUACCGUAGAGUGUAUUCUCAAGGAGAACCUCAUAGAAUUAAUGAAUGUGACAAAACCUUCCACAUCAAUUCAGACUUUAGUAUACAGAGAGGAAUUCAUGCUGGAGUAAAAGCUCAUAAAUUUGGUGAAUAUGGUAAUGCAUCUGGCUGCAAAUCAUACCUUAGUGUUCGACAGAAAAAUCUUCAAGAAGAAAAGCUUAUUAAACGAUAUUAUAAUGGUAGCAAAACUUUUAGGCAGACGGGAUAUCUUUCUCCACAUAAUAGACUUCCUUCUGAACAGAAACCGUAUAAAUGUAAUGAAUGCGGGAAAACUUUCUGUCUUAAGGAAACCUUUAAUAAACACAAGAAAAUUCAUACUGGAAUGAAACCCUAUAAAUGUAAUGAAUGUGGAAAAGCUUAUAAGGACAAAGCAUCCUUUAAUAGACAUGAGCGAAUUCAUACUGGAGAGAAACCUUAUCAAUGUAAUGAAUGUGGAGAAGCUUUCAGGUUGAAAAGAAGCCUUGUUGUACAUGGAACAACUCAUAGUGGGGAGAAUCCUUAUAAAUGUAAUGAAUGUGGAAAAGCCUUCACUCGUAUGGAUCACCUUAAGAGGCAUGAGAAAAUUCACACUGGAGAGAAACCAUUUAUAUGUAAAAAAUGUGGAAAAGCCUUCAUGUUUAAGGGAAUCCUUGAUAUACAUGAGGUAAUUCAUUCUGAACAGAUGCCUUAUAAAUGCAAUGAAUGUGGGAGAGCCUUCAAACUCAAGGGACCCCUGAUUAUACACCAGAGAAUUCAUACUGGAGAGAAACCGUAUAAAUGUAAUGAAUGUGGGAAAGCCUUCACUCAGAAGUAUCAUCUUAAUAUGCAUAAAAAUAUUCAUACUGGAGAGAAACCCUAUAAAUGUAAUGAAUGUGGAAAAGCCUUUACUCAGAAGUAUCACCUGAAUAUGCAUGAGAAAAUUCAUACUGGAGAGAAACCAUAUAUAUGUAAAGAAUGUGGGAAAGCUUUCAUGUUUAAGGGAAGGCUUGAUAUACAUGAGGUAAUUCAUACUGGGCAGAAGCCUUAUAAAUGUAAUGAAUGCGGGAAAGCCUACCGCCAGAAGGCAGGCCUUAAUUCACAUAAAAGUGUUCAUACUGGAGAGAAACCCUUUAAAUGUAAUGAAUGUGGAAAAGCCUACCAGCAAAAGGGGGGCCUUAAUUCACAUAAGAGAAUUCAUACUGGAGAGAAGCCCUUUAAAUGUAAUGAAUGUGCAAAAGCCUUCAGGGACAAGGCAGGCCUUAAUUCACAUAAGAGAAUUCAUACUGGAGAGAAACCAUUUAAAUGUAAUGAAUGUGGAAAAGCCUUCAGGGAAAAAGGUAGUCUCAAUUCACAUAGGAAAAGUCAUAACUGAUAUGAAACUUUGUAAUAAAUGUGGAAAAGCCUUCAAAGUUAAGGAACAUCUUAAUAGACAUAAGAAAACUCAUACUGAUGUGAAACUCUAUAUAUGUAAUGAAUGUGGAAAAGUCUUCAAAUGUAAGGAACACCUUAAUUUAUAUAAGAGAUUUCAUAUUGGAGAGAAAACUUAAAAAUUCAAGGAAUGUGGAAAACCAUUUAAGUGUAUAGCAACUUUAAAAAAUAAAGAAAUUCCUUCUGGAGGGAAAUCCUUUGAAUGUACUGAUGUUGAAGCAGACUAUGGCUGAAAUCCAAACUUUGCAAAAUAAAAAAUGAGAAAUUGAGAAAA
Molecule: messenger RNA, 3802 nt
Organism: Antechinus flavipes (yellow-footed antechinus)
Lineage: Eukaryota; Metazoa; Chordata; Mammalia; Dasyuromorphia; Dasyuridae
Product: zinc finger protein 665-like
Exons: 3
Coding region: 1574-3472 (632 amino acids)
Biological process (GO): regulation of DNA-templated transcription
Source: RefSeq, a predicted model, not a curated record